Malania oleifera is the source of this 3563-nucleotide messenger RNA. RefSeq names its product ATPase 9, plasma membrane-type. The transcript has 15 exons. Gene Ontology annotation, biological process: regulation of intracellular pH; proton export across plasma membrane. The record is from RefSeq and is a predicted model, not a curated record. Gene Ontology annotation, cellular component: plasma membrane. Gene Ontology annotation, molecular function: ATP hydrolysis activity; P-type proton-exporting transporter activity; ATP binding. NCBI's taxonomy places the organism in Eukaryota, Viridiplantae, Streptophyta, Magnoliopsida, Santalales, Ximeniaceae. Bases 297 to 3161 code for a protein of 954 amino acids.
CAACCGGAUGACCGGGACUCCCGGACCACAAGUCUCCCGCUCGUUCGCUCGUUACAAAAAUGGGAAUCAAAGUUCGUUAAAAGGGAACUCAAAGAUCGGAGGCUAUUUCGUUAUCUGCUCAAAAACGAAAUUUCAAAAACAAAAACAUUAUUUCAGUUUCUGUUUCUGUUUCUGUUUCUGUUUUUUCCUGUUUUCUUGCGACAACCAGGCCUUAGCACGCCGACCUGCAGGGUCUUCUUGUGAGAUAGAGAUAGAUAUCAUGAGGAGUACCUGAAGCUCGAUCGAGUACAGAGAGAAUGUCGGAACACAAGGGCUUCAGUUUGGAAGAAAUCAAGAACGAGAGCGUCGACCUUGAGCGAAUUCCAAUUGAUGAAGUAUUUGAACAAUUAAAAUGCACAAGAGAGGGUUUGUCAUCAGAGGAAGGGCAGCAGAGGCUGCAAAUCUUUGGCCCAAACAAACUAGAGGAGAAAACGGAAAAUAAGCUUCUUAAAUUCUUGGGUUUUAUGUGGAAUCCGUUAUCAUGGGUCAUGGAGAUUGCUGCAAUCAUGGCUAUUGCUCUGGCAAAUGGAGGGGGUCGGCCUCCAGAUUGGCAAGAUUUUGUUGGAAUUGUAGUAUUGCUAUUCAUUAACUCCACCAUAAGCUUUAUAGAAGAAAACAAUGCAGGAAAUGCUGCAGCAGCAUUAAUGGCAGGUCUUGCUCCCAAAACCAAGGUUUUGAGAGAUGGAAGAUGGACCGAGCAAGAAGCAGCGAUCUUAGUGCCUGGAGAUGUGGUGAGCAUCAAGUUGGGCGAUAUCAUCCCAGCAGAUGCUCGUCUCUUGGAAGGAGACCCCCUCAAGAUUGACCAGUCUGCCCUCACUGGUGAGUCUCUACCAGUGACAAAGAACCCUGGUGAUGAAAUCUUCUCGGGCUCCACCUGCAAACAAGGUGAGAUUGAAGCUGUUGUGAUUGCCACUGGGGUGCACACCUUCUUUGGCAAGGCUGCCCACCUAGUCGACAGCACCAACCAAGUGGGACACUUCCAGAAGGUUUUGACAGCCAUUGGCAACUUCUGUAUAUGUUCAAUUGCUCUGGGGAUGAUAGUGGAGAUAGUGGUAAUGUACCCAAUUCAGCAUCGGAGAUACAGGGAUGGAAUUAAUAAUCUUUUGGUGCUUCUCAUUGGAGGAAUUCCAAUUGCCAUGCCAACAGUGUUGUCAGUGACGAUGGCUAUUGGAUCCCAUCGGUUGUCAGAGCAGGGUGCCAUAACCAAGAGGAUGACAGCUAUUGAAGAGAUGGCAGGAAUGGAUGUCCUUUGUAGUGACAAGACUGGGACUCUCACUCUCAACAAACUUACAGUGGAUAGAAGCAUGAUUGAGGUCUUUGCAAAGGAUGUGGACAAGGAAACUGUGAUCCUGCUUGGGGCUAGGGCUUCAAGGGUAGAGAAUCAGGAUGCUAUUGACGCUUGUAUUGUUGGAAUGCUGGCUGACCCCAAGGAGGCCAGAGCAGGGAUCAAUGAGGUGCAUUUCUUGCCCUUCAACCCAGUAGAGAAGCGUACAGCCAUAACAUACAUCGACUCUGAUGGAAAUUGGCACCGAAUUAGCAAAGGAGCACCUGAGCAGAUCAUUGAGCUCUGUAAUCUUAGGGCAGAUGUGAAAAGGAAAGCUCAUGCUAUUAUUGAUAAGUUUGCCGACCGUGGUCUGCGUUCUCUUGCUGUUGCUCGACAAACAGUCCAGGAGAAGAUCAAGGAAAGUGUGGGAGAGCCAUGGCAAUUUGUAGGUCUCUUGCCUCUCUUUGAUCCUCCAAGACAUGACAGUGCAGAAACAAUUCGUCGCGCACUCGAUCUUGGUGUCAAUGUCAAGAUGAUUACAGGCGACCAGCUGGCUAUUGGCAAGGAGACUGGUCGCAGGCUUGGCAUGGGAACCAACAUGUAUCCUUCUUCCUCCCUCCUCGGCCAGAGCAAGGAUGAGACUAUUGCUGCAGUUCCUGUUGAUGAACUGAUUGAGAAGGCUGAUGGUUUUGCUGGUGUUUUUCCAGAACACAAAUAUGAGAUUGUGAAGAGGCUGCAAGAAAGGAAGCACAUCUGUGGAAUGACUGGGGAUGGUGUGAAUGAUGCCCCAGCUCUAAAGAAGGCAGACAUUGGUAUUGCAGUAGCUGAUGCAACUGAUGCAGCCCGGAGUGCAUCUGACAUAGUUCUGACUGAACCAGGACUGAGUGUAAUUGUGAGUGCUGUCUUGACAAGCAGAGCCAUUUUCCAGAGAAUGAAGAACUACACCAUCUAUGCUGUUAGCAUAACAAUUCGUAUUGUGCUCGGCUUCAUGCUUAUUGCACUUAUCUGGAAAUUCAAUUUCUCCCCUUUCAUGGUUCUGAUCAUUGCCAUACUCAAUGAUGGAACCAUCAUGACAAUUUCCAAAGACAGGGUGAAGCCUUCUCCCACCCCUGACUCGUGGAAGCUCAAGGAGAUUUUUGCCACUGGCAUUGUUCUUGGAACUUACCUAGCUGUAAUGACUGUAAUUUUCUUUUGGGCCGCUCACCAGUCCGAUUUUUUCUCUGAAAGGUUUGGUGUGAGAUCAAUCAAGAACAGCCCCUAUGAGCUUACAGCUGCUCUCUACCUUCAAGUGAGCAUAGUGAGUCAGGCACUCAUCUUCGUCACACGGUCUCGGAGCUGGUCUUUCAUUGAACGCCCCGGUCUCCUACUUGUGGCUGCCUUUGCAAUAGCACAGCUGAUUGCUACUUUAAUCGCUGUGUACGCGAACUGGAACUUUGCAAGUAUCCACGGCAUUGGUUGGGGAUGGGCAGGUGUUAUUUGGCUGUACAGCAUUGUCUUCUACAUCCCCCUGGAUGCUCUUAAGUUUAUUAUCCGGUAUGCAUUGAGUGGCAAGGCCUGGGAUAAUCUGCUCCAGAAUAAGACGGCUUUCACCACAAAGAAGGAUUAUGGAAAGGGAGAGAGGCAGGCACAAUGGGCUAUGGCUCAACGCACAUUGCAUGGCCUCCAGCCGCCAGAGACAUCGGAACUCUUCAAUGAUAAGAAUAACUUCCGAGAGUUGUCUGAAAUUGCUGAACAGGCCAAGAGGCGGGCCGAAGUCGCAAGAUUAAGGGAGCUACAUACACUAAAGGGGCACAUUGAGUCAGUCGUAAAGCUUAAGGGACUUGAUAUUGAGACCAUACAGCAGCACUAUACUGUUUAGAAAAGAGAGGAUGACAGGCAGUGUUGACAGCAGAAAUUGAAGUAGAGGAGAAAGAAAAAAAGAAAUGAUAGGAAUAUUUUUUAUUUUGUGGAGCAUGAUGAUGCGAGGGUCGGGAAUAAUCUGGUUGCGAUUAUUUGUCUAGGACAACUUUAGGUUGAAAAAAGAGGUUAUAGAAUCAAAUGGUUCAGUUGUCUUGAAUCAUUUUUUUUUUCCCAAGAUAGGUCUUUUUGUUCCUUGCAGUCAAAUACUAAUUUCUUUCUUUAUUUAGUAAAUAUAGAUAAAGAGAUAUAGUAGGAGAGAGAAAGAGGGAGGAAUUUCUUUCUUUACUGGUCUUCCGUUGAUUUAAGAAGGGUUAUUUCCUCUCUCUUUCCCUCUGGAAAAGAAGAUGUGAAAUUUUGGUUC